AUGCACGCCGUCGCGUCUGUGUGGUCCCUCACGCGUGAGGCUUUUCCCAUGCUCACAUGUGCGCUGUUGGGCCUCUUGAUGUCGGGCUUGGAGUUGGAUCAGAUGGCGACGUGGCCGGCGUUUGUCAAGGUUGACAAGUUUUUGAUCCUUGUUCCGAUCAUGUUCAACCUGAAAGGCAAUCUGGAAAUGAAUCUGUCUUUACGAAUGGGCACAGCCGCAAAUAUCGGCGAGAUCGACAAUUACCGUACGCGCCGAGCGCUGGUCACGGGCAAUAUGGCCUUGCUUCAAGUACAGGCACUCAUUGUGGCGAUCGUGGCCGGGCUGCUUUCUUUCUUUCUUGGACACCAUGACCGUACAGCCCCUGCUGCUGCUGCUGCCGUCCCCUCGUCAACGUUGCAUGUGCGUGGCCCUGUGCAUGCCCAGCGGCCGCAAAACGAUAAGGCGUUGCGUUUGCGGGAUGGCUACUUUGAGUUCGCCCUUGUCCUAGCUGUUGCACAGCUUGCCGCUUCGAUGUCGUCGGCGGUCCAGGGCUCCUUUGUAUGUGCCUUGGUUGUGGUGUCACGUCGAUUUGGGUUGGAUCCGGACAAUACAGUCGUCCCCUUAGCCGGCUCCCUGGGCGACCUGAUUACACUGACUUUGCUAGGCAUGUUGAGCUCUGGCCUCCUUCGCUUCGAAGGUACCGGUCUCGCGACGUUUUUGUUCAUCGGCCUGGUUCUCAUGUGCAUCGUCUUUGCCCUGUUUACGUUACGCAAUGCCUAUGUACAUGAAUUGCUGGGCUACGGAUGGGUCCCACUAUUUGCGGCUGCGGGGAUCAGUUCCAUGGCAGGGGUCUUGUUAGAGCACAAUGCUCUGCGCUUUGAAGGGUAUGCUCUCUUAGCACCGAUCGUCGCUGGGAUCCCCGGGAUUACAGCUGCGGUACACACCUCGCGUCUCUCAUCUGCGCUGCAUGCACGUCGGUUCGUGGCACGGACGCGACCCACACAUGGCGCAGAUUAUAUCCCGCUGGACGGUCGGGAGGACUUGCCUUCUGCACCUCCGCCUGCAACCACGUUCCGCCAGCAAUGCCUUGAAUCCAUCCGGCCCCAAGUGCACGAAUGGUCGACGCCUAUCACGCUACUGCUCAACGCGGUGGUAUUGCAGUGGCUGUUCUUUGUCUUUUUGCGUGUGACAGGGGUACUGACAUUUGGGUGGCUCUUUGGUCUGGGCCUCGCCAUCAUGUCCAUCAGUCUCGCGAUGUUUGCUCUGUUCUUCUCGCACAUGCUAUGCCUCUUUUUAUGGUACUGGGACUAUGAUCCAGACACUUCAUGCAUGCCGUUCAUGACAGCGCUCGUCGAUGCCUAG
This is a messenger RNA of Malassezia pachydermatis, 1341 nucleotides long. RefSeq names its product mg transporter. Gene Ontology annotation, biological process: monoatomic cation transport. Gene Ontology annotation, cellular component: plasma membrane. Gene Ontology annotation, molecular function: monoatomic cation transmembrane transporter activity. The transcript is spliced from 5 exons. The record is from RefSeq and is a predicted model, not a curated record. Lineage: Eukaryota; Fungi; Basidiomycota; Malasseziomycetes; Malasseziales; Malasseziaceae. The coding region runs from base 1 to 1341 and encodes 446 amino acids.